This is a messenger RNA of Spirometra erinaceieuropaei, 524 nucleotides long. The record is from the annotation of a GenBank genome assembly. NCBI's taxonomy places the organism in Eukaryota, Metazoa, Platyhelminthes, Cestoda, Diphyllobothriidea, Diphyllobothriidae.
AUGCCUCGCAAAAAUCCUCCAGACUUUAAUUUUGACUGUACGAUAUUCGUAUCGAUGUAUGAAACACAGUUUAGGGGAAUCUAGAAAGUUUGAACCCUCUCCGAAAUCGGAAAUCGUCCCGUAUGUUAGGCGUUUCGAAGGAUUUGAUAGGUAAGCUCUUUUAUUCGUUAUUUGCCUGCGAAGACUUUCGCCUAACCAGGUUUUGGCGUUCACUUGGGGACUUCAAGAAUCGGUUGUAUUUUUACUUAUCAAUAUAGCUUUAGUCUGCCGAUUAUUCCCAUCAACUUGGCCGUUUUAUGAAGGGCUUUGACCUGCAUCCUGCUGACGACUCGUUACUUGCUAGAGGUAAUUUCGGUUAUCGCUCUAUCUUCCAGUCCUCAGAAUGUCUUUUCAACUAAGGUACUACAAGGCCAUCUUGAAGAAAUACCCUCGGGUUUGUUUACGCCUUUUUCGUUAUCUCUGAAGUCGCUUCCUUUAAGAGGAAUCACAGAAUCGCUGGUCCAACGUCGUAUGCGGCUCCUUAG